This is a messenger RNA of Ctenopharyngodon idella (grass carp), 5454 nucleotides long. RefSeq names its product KIAA0586 ortholog. Bases 456 to 5228 code for a protein of 1590 amino acids. Lineage: Eukaryota; Metazoa; Chordata; Actinopteri; Cypriniformes; Xenocyprididae. The transcript is spliced from 32 exons. Gene Ontology annotation, cellular component: ciliary basal body; centriole. The record is from RefSeq and is a predicted model, not a curated record. Gene Ontology annotation, biological process: smoothened signaling pathway.
UGUUUAACGUCAUGCCGUUGUUUCCAAGAUCACAGUAGUGUAGUUUUGUUGUCGGCAACUAUCGACGCUGUGAAAACAACUGGACUUACAGCUGAAGUGAACUGAAAUAAAGCAUCUUUUGAAUAUCACAUUAAAAUACUACGAUAUGGAGACGGGAUUUAAUAUAAUAACAGAAAUAAGAAAGGCUGAUCCAACUUGUUGCUUUUAAAAAUCACCUGCGGCGGGAAAUUUAAAACGAAUACUGACAGCAACAUCAGAGUGAUUGACGUGUGUCAUCUGCGGAUAUCUCAGGAAAUCCUUACAAUAAUCGUUAUGUUAUGUCACCCUUACGGUAAGCCGCUUUAAUGGGCCCGUACAAUGUUGUUAUUAUUAAGUUAACCGUUUAAAGCCUGACAUCACUGAACAACAACCUACAGCUCUUUUUGGACUGUCUUAUUACUGAUAUAAAAGUGGAAAUGGACUCUUGUUGUGUGUCUGUGAUCAAUAACACACACUUAAACGACUCUACGUCCAGUUCUGAUGCAGCAGAUGUUUUAAUUCACUCAACCAGAGCUGCUUUGGCUGCCAGCAGAGAGGAAAUACAGCAUAAGAGCCAUAAUAGAGUUAACAUUUACAUCAGGAGACUGUCAGACUCUGAACAUGUUCAUUCUGAGAAAGAAAUCCCACCUGUGAAUAUCCCUUCAGCUGCAGAUACAGCUGGACCAGAUGAACAACAGGCUGUUGGACCAUCAAAUCAAUUUGCUGACCUUUUUGACAAAGCCUCCAGGAAAGAGAAAAGUAAAGCUCAAAAUACAGUCAUGCAGACAGGAAACUCAAAGUCAAAAGGUGAAGAUGUGCAAAUUUCUACCUACUCUGCUGAUGGGAGAGAAGCAGUUGCUGCAGCGCUCAGGAAGAGAUCCCAAAGUGCCCCUUUAAGACGAAAUGUGACCGUACAAGUGUUGGGCCAAGACAGAUCCCAGACUCCAAGAGGCCAGUCAGAUCCUGCUUUUCCAUUAGGAGAUCCUGGGACUUCUGCAAGUGUGGCAGCUGUAACAGCUGCUACUAUUGCCGCCACAGCACCACUUAUCAAGGCUCAGAGUGAGAUGGAGGCUCAGAUCGCACUGGUAACUGCUGAGCUAAGGAGGUUGCAGGCAGCAGAGGGCAGUGUCCCGCCGGGGAGGGCGGCCAGUACUGACAACACUUCUGCUGGGAGAGCGGCCCAUCUGGAAGAGCAGCUUAACAUUCUGAUCCAGCAGAGACUGCAACACCUGGAGACAAUUCAAUGUCAGCAGAUCCAACUGCAGAAUCGUCUCUUGGGCUCGGCUCUGGAUGUUGUAGCGGUUCGUGCGACCACAGACUCACAGUCCACCGUUCACACAGGCUCUGGAAUCACUCAGACAGACUCUCUGCCAGUUCAGAUCUCAGGGAGUCGCAGCAUCAGACUCUCAGCCACUGAUAAACCCUCUGCUAGAGGCACAGUGUCAGUCUCAAAGGAUGUACACCGAGAGAAACAAGCAGGUGGGCAUAAAAGUCCUCUGGACACCCCUGCACCACGGAAGGUCAUUCCUAAACCCACCCACUGGACAUCAUCAAGAAGCACCAUCAAACCUCAAAGAUCCUCUCUCAAAAACCAAGGAAAUGGCAGACUUCAGGACCAGAGCCCUAAUAACCGGAGGUCUCCUGAGAGAUGCGUUGUGCAGUCUGUUGGGGUAAAGAGGUUCGCCAUGGCAACAGCUGACAACGGCCAACCAGAGCGGUCCAGGACAAGCCAGAUGCCACCUACAGCAUCUGCUGCUCUUACUAGAAGUACACAACUAGAAGAACCAGCUUUCAUGAAUCCACAGAACGAACAGGGGAACCAUGGAGAACAUAUACAUGUGGCGUCGUCCAGCUCGGCCGUGCAAAGAGCCAGUCAGAUGCUGCAGGAUCUGGGGCGGCUUAAAAAUGAGAUGAGGAGUCUACUGCAGACUGCUGAUGCAUUUCCUGUGCAGAAUGCCAAGUCGACCCAGAGCAGCGGGAGCAGCCAUCUCGCCCCCUCCGCCACAGCCCCGCCUCCUUCCACAACCCCCAUCUCCAUGCCCCCAGAGCCGGUUGAUGUGAUUGCCGUCAGGGCUGCUCCUUUAAACAGACCCAGCAUUCUGAAGAGCAUCCAGCCGCCCACAUCAAUGUUUGAGGAUGCAGGACUGGUCCUGAGGCAGGUCAGGCAGAGCAGGAAGGUUCUAGAAGAAAACCUGGAAGCCAUUUUGAGAGCCAAAGAUGGAGAAGUACUUCACACGCAGUUAGAGGCACUGUCGAAAAACAGAGAUGUCCAUGAAGAGCUGAGGAUAAAGAAGACAGUUGAUGCCUGGAUCAAUACACUCAGCAAGGAGAUUCAGGAUGAGCUGGCGAGGGAGAACUCUGAGAGGAUUGUAGAGAGGAGUGAUGCUGCAGUCGCUAAAGUGGUGCAGCAGGGCCAGAAGAGCAAGAGCGGACGUGAGGCUGGUCCGAGAGGGGGAGGAAGAGGAAGAGGGGGAGGUGAAGCCUCUGCGGCAGACAAGAAAACCUCUCUGAGAGGCUUAGUGAGAACACAAGCAGAAAGCACACUGGCACACAGCAAACAACCCACUCUGUCUGUUAGAACCAAACCUGAAGGGAAGCAAGAGACGCCGGUUGUGCUAAAAUCUCAGGAUGAUCAGGAGUAUCUGGCCAGACUGUAUGGAAAAGCUCUUUAUGAGGGUCAUCGACGCACACUCAAAAAAAGCCCUUACCUUCGAUUCAACUCCCCAACACCAAAAUCCAAACCUCAACGACCUAAAGUAGUAGAGACUGUCAAAGGGGUGAAGAUGAAGUCAUCUAAAACCCAAACUAGCCAGUUUGUGGAUGGUGUUCCUACCCUGCAGCCUUCAGUCUCUGAGCCUCAUUUCCUGUUCAGCCCCAGUGAUCCUGCCCAACAGCAGCAGCCUGGUUCUCCAGUGCGAGGUUACCUCAUUCCCAUGGCCAUACCUUUAGGUAAGCCUAGAGUGGAUGGCCAGGCCCCAGUGCCUUCACGGGUCAUCAUUAGCGACAAACCAGCCACCGUAACAACGUCCUUCCCUCCCAUCACUGUUCCUGAACCCAAACCUGCUCCUGUUAUUCGGAAACCCAACACUAUCUUACUGGAGGUCCAGUCAGAAAGGAAGAAACGGACCCCACAGCUCAAAAUACAGGUCCAGCCUGCUGUGAACAUUGAGAGUGAUCUGUGCAGCAGUCCAGCUUCUUCUACACCGUCAAUUCCAGCCGAAACCAUCCUUCCUCCACCUUCCAUUCAUGCCGCCGAGGAACCGAAUGCUGGUGAAGAUCAGGAGGAAAAUAUCAUUCCCGGAACCAAUUUCUUGGCCGUAGCCGACAUCAGCCAGGAAACACUCGGUGGACUUCCAGACUCUCCUAUAGAGCUCAACGGGCUGCCGUCUCCUCCAGCUGCUCUGUAUCACGGCCCAGCGUUUCCCCCACAGCCUUCCCAGUCAACCCCUCUCACCGAGCCCAUCCUGAGCACCAUCCAGCAGAGAGAGACCCUGGAGAACAGGCUGGUGGAUUGGGUGGAACAACAGCUCAUGGCCAGAAUGAUCACUGGAAUGUUCCCUCAGCCCACCCAGACUGAUCCAGCCAGCCAGUCAGAGCCGGAGAAUAGUGUCACAUCAGACAUAGUGGAGGCCGCAGGCGGUGGUGGUCUUCAGUUGUUUGUGGACACAGGCGUACCAGUGGACUCUGAGCUCAUAAGACAGUGUGUAAAUGAAGUGCUGGCUGAAACCGUUGCUGUAAUGCUGGGACAGAGAGAGACACAGAGAGCAUCUACUGCCCCUGUCCAAACACAGGAUACUCCAGAGGAGGUUACUGUGGUACCAACACCGGCACCCACUCCUGAGCCCAGCUUAAAAGAGCCACCAUCUCCUGUCAGUACCCCUGAUCUCUCCGAACAUCUUUCUAUGGCUCUGUCUCCCAAGAAAAACCAUCAGGAAUCUGCUUCACCAGGUCCAGAUAGAAUUCCUGUGGGCACACCGACUACCACACCAAUCCCUUCUCCCACCAGGGUGGCCACACCCUCUCCUCCACCAGCCAAUCAGAGCCCAGUGUCAGCCACCCUGCAGCAUCACCCAUGGGGAGGAAGAGAGCUCCCCCUGGAGGAGGAAGAAGAACCGCAUGGUGAGAGACAGGAUCAACAGCCAGAAUCAGUUGUGAUGUCAGUAGUCCAAGAGGACGAUGAGGAAAAAACAGUCAUCCACUUAUCUUCACCUCUCCCCUCCAAACAAACGACUCCCCCACCUCCUCUUCCUCCUGUGAGUCAGGAACCUCCUCCUGAGUCCUCUUCCUCCUCCUCCUCCUCCUCAGAGGAGGAGAGCAGCUCUAGUUCCAGUGUGACUGUCACUGAGACGGAGACGCCAGCCAGACACAUCUCAGAGGGAGAGCUCCUGCUCACUCAUGGCCAGAUGGCGGCAGUCAGAGUUCUGGAACAGGAAGGAGUCCUUCUGCCUAAUUUGAUGACCAGCCUGAACAGCUCCCUGCAUGGAGUCCAAGAUAUGGAUUAUGAUCCACCCAGUGAGGGUCAGGUGAUCAGAGCUCCACGCCACCCUGCUCAUCAUGAUCCCGUCCUGUCUCUGUUGGCCAGGAUGGAACGUGGCCCUGUUAGCCAAUCUCAGCAGCAAGAGAGAUGGUGGGAGGAGGAGAGCAGUGGAGAGGUCAGUGAGGGUCAGAGACCGCUGCUGACGGCCGCAGAGGAGAUUGUGCUGACCGGACACUCGCUCAUAGAUCAGCAGAGAUACACACAGCCCAGAACCACAGAGAUCUCACCUCACGCGACGCUCACGUCACCUGGACAAGUGCUCGCUGAACACACGGGUGCAGUGGUUGAGAACAGUGGGCUGUCAGUCAACCUCAGGUCAUCGGAGGAACAGAAAGAAGCUGAGGUUUAUCAUGUGAUGACGGUCUCCUCCCCUCAGGACACAGAACAUCAGAGCCCCCAGACAGCACAGACGGUUCAUAGACCUGUACCAAUCCUGGUGAGGCAGUAUGAAGACAAAGAGGAACCAGAGUUCCCGCAGCUGAGGAGACUUUCAGAUGACACAUUUUUUGGGGAUAACGAGAAAGGGGAAGACAUUUUUCUGCAAACAGAAGGAGGAGGACGUGAUGUCAGAGUGAUGUCGGUGAGGCUGCCCUCUGUCAAACAGGAUCAAGAGUCUGUCAGCCUCAGCUCUGUUGAAGGAGAUACAGACUUUUCUGCUAAUGAUGUGUUUUAACAGCGACGACCCUAUGAAACCUCUCUGACAGGAAACCGCUAAGUGCCUGAAAGGAAGGAGAUGUUCUCAGCCCUAAAUUAUUAACAUUACAGAAGCUCAUAGUUUGAUGACAGUCAGUGCUAGAGAUAUAAUGAACUUUAUCUUGUCUCUUGUGUCACUGUUAAAUAAAACCCUAUGUACUGUAAUUGUACAUUUUUAUACAAAUAAAUUUUAAACAAAUCCUGCA